AUGUCCUCCUUCGGCGUAAUCAUCUCAGGCCGACCCAUCCUCACAUCCGCGCAACCCAUCUCCCCCACGCAAUUCGCCUUCCAAAUCCCCUCCCACCCCCCCUUCUCCCACAUCGUCGUCUUCCUGCUCCCGGGCGUCACCCUACCCGACGGCACCGCCGCAGCCGUCUACGCGCAGCUCCCCGGCGCAUCGGACUUCGCGCUGCUGGGCGCCCUCGCGAACGAGAAGCCCAGCGCGAUAUUUCGCAUAAACAGUAAAGCCGGGGGUUCCGCAGAUGGGGGGUUAGACAACGCGGAUGAUGAUAGCAUGGUGGAUGAUGUGGGGGGAGGGAGGGGAAGUGCGGCGUCGCCGUUGGCGCUGGGCAUAUCGCUCGAGCCCGCGCAGCAGGUCGCUGCGGCGUUGCUGCAGAAAAAAGCUCAGGAUGCUGCGGCGGGGACGGCGGCGGGGGUAUCCGGGGUGGGGAAUGCGCUGGUGGUUAGGGGCCAGAAUGCGGUUACGACGAAGGUGCUGGCGCAGCGGAUUAUCAAGAAUUGCUAUGAUUUUUUGACGAGUUGGGGGAGUGGGGAUACGGUGCCGUUGAAGGCUUUUCAGGCGUGGUGGACGAAGUUCGAGGGCAAGAUUGAGCGGGAUCCGGGGUUUUUGGAACGGAGUGAUGGGGGGUGA
Dothidotthia symphoricarpi CBS 119687 is the source of this 663-nucleotide messenger RNA. RefSeq names its product DUF775-domain-containing protein. Gene Ontology annotation, cellular component: nucleus; cytosol. The transcript has a single exon. The record is from RefSeq and is a predicted model, not a curated record. NCBI's taxonomy places the organism in Eukaryota, Fungi, Ascomycota, Dothideomycetes, Pleosporales, Dothidotthiaceae. Gene Ontology annotation, biological process: protein import into nucleus. The coding region runs from base 1 to 663 and encodes 220 amino acids. Gene Ontology annotation, molecular function: nuclear import signal receptor activity.